GGCCAGGAUUUGUCAGGGUGAAAGGAGGAGGAGCUGUGUGUGAAAGGAGGCGGAGCUGUGUGGGAAAGGAGGCGGGGCCAGUAUGGGACGUCAUCGUGACAUUGACGGGGGAUGGGCGUGGCUUGUACUGCUUGCCAGCUACUUCAAUCUCCUCAUGUGCUCGGGGCUGGCAUUUGUGGCGGGAAUGUUCCAGGUGGUGUUUCUGGAAGAGUUCAAGGGGAGCGUAUCUCUCACUGCCUGGAUCACUGCUCUCUUCUCUUCUCUCAUGCAGUUGGGAGGUCCCCUGUCCAGUUCGACCGCCAACCUGGGCAACUGCCGCCUGUCUGUGAUUGCUGGAGGGGCGUGUCUGGGCCUCGGGUUGGCUGCCAGUUCUCUGGCCGACAGUCUGGGCAUGCUCAUGGUCACAUUCGGAGUUGUUGCAGGAUGCGGCCUGGGACUGACGUACACAGCGUCCAUCAUUGUAGUCAACUACUACUUCGAUGUUCGCCGGACAAUGGUCAACGGGAUAGCUCUGUCAGCCUCGGGCCUUGGUAUUAUACUGGCACCUCAGGCGUCUCAGCUCCUGUUCGACAAGCUGAGCUGGCGAGAGGCUCUGGUCGUGCUGGGAGGGGCGGGCCUGCAUGUGUGUGUGGCCGGGGCCCUCAUGUUCCCCAUCCACGAGAGGAAGUCUCGCUCGUGCCACAAGCCUUGUCGAGGGGGGAUCACGUGCUGCUACACCGUCACUGCUGCAGGAACUGACGUCACGGGUGCUGCAGGAACUGACGUCUCGGGUGCUGAGUGCGUUUCGGAGUGCACUUGCGAAGAGGAGAACGUGAAACUGGUCGGAGAAAAUAAUAUGAUGAAGAUAACAACGGUGGAGGGGAAAAAAGAUCCGUGGAAGUUGCAAGCCUCGGAAGCUGGAACUGGAAGUAAUUUGGUAAUAGCGACCGUCCCCGAAGCAGAUGUGGAUCUGGGGGUUCCGAUAAAACAGUCAGAAAGUGUGUCUGGGGGCGUUAAAUCCUGUGAAAAACCGUUGACACAGAAAAACGUUACAUGUAUAGCAGAAAAUGGAAAUUCCCGGCAGUGGCAAAGUCUUCAGGAGCUGAGAGGGAAUUCUCGCAAGUCUAACUACAGUGAUAAAAAGUUCUUUAUUGACCCUGAUCAUAGAAUGAUAAAUUGUUCGGCUUCCCAUGAAGAAGAAGCGAAUAGGGGUAUCAAUCAAAAAGACAAGGAUCAACAAAUGUCUUUAGCCUCAGAUAAAGAAGCUAGUAGUAGACUGAUAUUGUCCGAAUCUGAUCUCACAUUUUCUUCUUUAUUCAAAAAGACGAAGAACUCUGUGGACGCUAGAACCGACCCAAAGUUCUUGGACGCUGAUCUUUUGCAGCACACGAUUCAAAAUGGCGGGGUAUCCAGUCCCCACCCACAUAACAGACUUUUGGAUAUUGAGCUCGGCUCUUCUUCAUCUCGCAAAGUUGGCAGUCACGCGUCCCUUGCGACCAGCCCGUUGGUGGAUGCAAAAAGCUUGGAGAAAAAGGGGCGGAGCCACAAGGAACUUCUUCUUUGCGACUCCACUCGGACACUUAGCUCCUCCCACCGCAGCCCCAGUCUCCACCUACUGGUCGUGUCUCGGAACCCAUCUCUUCUCUCAUUGGUUGCCUCCACACGCCAUCUGGACGUGACCCUGCCCCCUCCCCCUCCCCCUCACGACGUACACUCUGACACCACCAAAACACACUCGCGCACCGCUUCACACCACCUAUCACUCUCCAAACUGCUGAAAAAAGACGUCAUAAUCCCCGCCCCUUCUUCGAUAAACUCCGCCCACAAAGACAGCGAUAUUAGUCUAGCUGAACCAACGGAAAGAGAGAUGACGCCAUACCCACCGCUUUUUCUCAAUGUCUCUUUUUGGAUUCUGUGCCUCCAACUUUUCCUCGCCAACGCGGGCUGCGGGACGUUCAAUAUCCACCUGCAAAGUUUCAACUUAGAGAAAGGUCUGUCCGAGCAGCAGGCGACCAACGUUCUGUCCUUUAACGGCCUGGCUCUUAUGUGUUCCCGCUUCACUGUGGGUGCUCUGGCCAACGCCGCCAGCGAUGUGGACUUUCUCUUGUACUGGGCGCUACAUAUUCUAGGCGGGCUGGCCGUGAUGCUGCUUCCUGUGGUUGGUACCGGUUACCUGUCGGUGACACUGGUCAUCCUGUGUGUGGCUACGUACUAUGGGUCCGUGUACAGUGUACUCACAUCCAUCACAAUCCGGUGUGUGGGGAUCAGGGAUCUCGCCAUGGCCUUCGGUAUUGAGAUGGUCUGUGCCGGGCUGGGCUACUUUGUGGCGCCGCCCAUUGCCGGUUUUCUGGUGGACAUGACUGGAAGCUAUGACUACGACAUGUAUUGUGGAGGAGCCUUGUUUAUUUUGUCAUCUCUUCUGAUGAUGGUACUCCCGAUCUCCGAUCCAAAGAUGUCUGGCGUACAUCUACGGGACAAGGAUGUGCAUAACAACCAGGAUGGAGAGAAGGACACAUACAACGACAAAGAUGGAGAGAAAGACGAGCAAGAACGUCUGUAGUGAUAGAGAGAAGGACUCAUACAACGACACAAAUGGAGAGAAGGACGAGCAAGAAUGUCUGUAGUGAUGGAGAGAAGGAAGAGCAAGAAUGUCUGUAGUGAUGGAGAGAAGGAAGAGCAAGAAUGUCUGUAGUGAUGGAGAGAAGGACACAUACAACGACACA
This is a messenger RNA of Aplysia californica (California sea hare), 2702 nucleotides long. RefSeq lists its product as uncharacterized. Gene Ontology annotation, biological process: monocarboxylic acid transport; transmembrane transport. NCBI's taxonomy places the organism in Eukaryota, Metazoa, Mollusca, Gastropoda, Aplysiida, Aplysiidae. Gene Ontology annotation, molecular function: monocarboxylic acid transmembrane transporter activity. The record is from RefSeq and is a predicted model, not a curated record.